Messenger RNA from Rosa rugosa (rugosa rose), 2473 nucleotides. RefSeq names its product pentatricopeptide repeat-containing protein At1g12300, mitochondrial-like. The record is from RefSeq and is a predicted model, not a curated record. Gene Ontology annotation, molecular function: protein binding. Lineage: Eukaryota; Viridiplantae; Streptophyta; Magnoliopsida; Rosales; Rosaceae. Bases 72 to 1835 code for a protein of 587 amino acids. The transcript has 4 exons.
GAGAAAUCCUACCAAAAACAAAGCUGUGAGAGCAGAAACUCAAAGGCUCAAAGCAAUUGUUGAAUGUGAAGAUGAUGCGCAGCAGCAGCUCAAGAGGUAUGCUUUCUUCUCUCUCCGUCAACAAUGUCAUCAUGGCUUUGUUUCAUUCGAGACAGAGACAAACCCAAACCCAUGUAGAGAGGCUUGUGAGAAAACCACCCUCAAAGCCCAAAGUUGAGGAGGAUGCCUUGAAGUUGUUCCGUGAAAUGCUUCACAGCCGUCCUCUGCCUUGUGUUGUUCGUUUCACUCAGUUAUUGGGUCAACUUGUCAAAUUGAAACACUAUUCUGCCGUCAUCUCUUUGAAUAGACAGAUGGUUCUCUGUGGAAUCGCUUCUGAUCACUACACCCUGUCUAUUAUCAUUAAGUGCUACUGCCAUUUGAAUCAAAUGGGGUUUGGCUUAUCUGUCUUGGGAACAUUCUUCAAAUUGGGUCUUCAACCAGACGUCGUCACCUUCACCACUCUAAUCAACGGCUUUGUUCUCCACAAUCAAGUGCCUCAGGCUGCACGAAUUUUCACCAAAAUGCUGGAGGCAGGAGGUCAUUGUGAGCCAAACGCGGUUACGUUCAACACACUAAUAAAGGGCUUUUGCAUGAGGGGAGACAACACUGCUGCGAUUCAAUUACUUGGGAAGAUGGAAGAAAGAGGAUGCGAGCCUAACAUUGUUUCCUUUAGCACCAUCAUUGACAGUCUUUGCAAGCACACACUAAUUGAUGAAGCAUUCAACCUCUUCUCAGAAAUGAUCAGUAGAGGUAUUACUCCAGACGUUGUUACUUACACGUCUUUGAUUCACGGAGUUUGCAAACUAGGCCAGUGGAAACAAGCUACGAGGUUGCUUGAUGAAAUGUUGAGUAAAGGUAUCUUUCCAGAUGUUUGCACCUUCAAUGUCUUGGUUGAUACUUUCUGUAAGGAAGGGAUGGUCAUGGAAGCCAAAAGUGUGAUUCAAAAGAUGAUUCAAAGACAUAUUCAGCCUGAUACGAUUACAUACAACUCACUUAUGGACGGUUACUGUUUGCGAGGAGAAAUGGACAAGGCAAGACAAGUUUUUGAUGUUAUGAUUAGCAAGGGCUCCAUGGUUGAUGUUCGGAGCUGUAGCAUAUUGAUACAUGGAUAUUGCAAGGGUAAAAAGGUAGAUCAGGCUUACAAGAUUUUCAAGGAAAUGGCUCGUAUGGAACUUGUUCCUGAUACCGUUACUUAUACCACUCUUAUUGAUGGUUUUUGCAAAGUGGGGAGAAUUCAAGAAGCAGAAGAGUUGUUCUCUGAGAUGCAGGGUUGUGGCCAGCUUCCAAAUGUUCAAACUUAUGCUGUGAUACUUGAUGGCCUGUGUAACAAUCAGCAACUUUCUACGGCAGUAGAAUUGCUCAGAGAGCUGGAAGCCAGAGAACUAGAACUCGAUAUUGUAAUUUACAAUAUUGUUAUUGAAGGUUUCUGCAAAGCUGGAGAUAUUGAAUCCGCAAGAGACCUCUUCUGUGGUUUGUCAUCAAAAGGAGUUCAGCAUAAUGUCAGAACAAACACUGUAAUGAUUCAUGGACUUUGUCAUCAUGGCUUCAUAAUUGAAGCAGAAAAGUUGCUGAGAGAAAUGGGAGGGAAAGGAUGUUCUCCAAAUGGUUGGACCUAUAACACCAUUAUCCGAGGUUUUAUCAAUAACAAUGAGACAUCAAGGGCUACGAGACUUAUUCAAGAAAUGCUUGAGAGGGGUUUCUCUGCAGAUGCAUCAACUAUGGAAUUGAUUGUUGAUUUAUUGUCGAAGGAUACAGUAGAUCCUGGUUUAUUAGCAUUGCUUAAAGAUUCAGUCUGAAGUUAGGCUUUAAUAUCUGUGAGACUAAUCAACCCAAAACCCUGGUCUUUUUGGGUCUAAUGGGUCGGUCCACUUUCUCCUCGGACGAUAUUGUAAUAAAGUCUCAAAAUGAUAACAAACUGUACAGAUUAAUCAAGCUUGAGAAUGGCCUCACUGCAUUGCUCAUUCAUGACCCUGAGAUAUACUCACAAGGGUAUAUGUGGGUAUAAGAGUCUUGAACCCAGUGAACAAGAUUAAGCAGCAGCUAAAGGUGGAGAUGGUGCCUCUGAGACUAAGAAGGCAGCAGCAGCAAUUUGCGUUGGAAUAGGCAGCUUUUCUGACCCUAUGGAAGCACAAGGGCUUGCACACUUUCUUGAACAUAUGCUCUUCAUGGGGAGUACAAAGUUUCCAGUUGAAAAUGAGAUAUGCUUUCAUCGAGUACAUGUGCUUUUCUCCUGAUGCUAACCUCAUUAGAGAUGUCAGUAUGAAGAAUAAGACUGAAACAAACUCUGUUAUUGAGGACGAAGGAGCAGCUGGGAUAUGUUCAGUGUGACUGGAAGGUGAUAUCCGGUGUUUUUGUCUUUUAUUUCAUAGUUCAGUCAUCGGAGUACAACCCAAUUUACUUGCAGCGGAGAGUUGACAACUUUAUGAAUGGUCUG